CGGAAAUAAAUUGAAUAGUACUGGAACACAUCUAAAAACCCCGUCAAGUUGUCAAAAUUCGCGUUGAAACGAGAAGACAAUCAAAAUAAAGAGAAUUUUCACAUUUUCCCCCAUUUUCUUGGAUUCUAAAUCGCCAAUUAUAGUUUUUGACCAUCCUAAGAUAUAAAAGUGAAAAAUAUAAAAUGUCGAAGAGGUUACAAAGUACGGAUAAUGUGAAAAAUGACGAAAUUAUCGACGAUCUUACAAAGAACUUGGAAACUUCAUUGAAAACCGAAGAAUCUGUUGAUGAAUUUGUCAUAAGUCCUGGUACAAGUUCUGAGAACUUUCCCAAGGCUGCCGGAGAUGCACCAAAGACAAGCGACACACCGUCCAUCUACCCAGAUCUAUUAGAGGAUGGCAACUUAGAUAAAGAUUUCGCAGAAAAAGACUCUAAAAUCAAGGAAGACAGUGACACAGAUAUCGAUGAAGUUUCCCUGAAGGAUGCCGAAGUAGACCUCACUGAUGACCAGAAGGAAGAACGGCGGAUAAUUGCUGAGGAGUUGAAGAAAGCUGGCAAUGAUGCGUUUAAGGAUGGUGAUUAUGAACGAAGCAUCGAGAAGUAUACUGAAGGUCUCAGAACAUGUCCGCUGCAGUUUGCACAGCAGCGUUCCGUGCUCUAUUGCAACCGCAGUGCGGCGAAAAUGAAGCUUAAGAAAUAUAAACAAGCUAUCAAGGACUGCACUAAAGCCAUAGAACUGGAUGAAAACUAUGUUAAAGCAUAUAUACGGAGAGCCCAAUCGUAUGAAGCAACAGAAAAAUUAGAUGAGUCAUUAGCUGAUUAUAAGAAAAUUUUGGAAUAUGAUCCUUCUCAUAAGGAAGCGAUUCAAGCCACUGUCCGUUUACCGCCACUAAUUGAAGAGAAAAAUGAAAAACUCAAAACUGAAAUGCUAGGAAAACUCAAAGAUCUUGGCAACAUGAUUUUAAAACCUUUUGGCUUGUCAACAGAGAAUUUUCAAAUGGAACAGGAUCCAGUUUCUAAAGGAUACAAAAUUAAUUUCAAACAAUAGUUUAAGCGAAAUUUGUGAUAAAUACUUAUCUUUAUUAUUAUUAUUUUUCAAGGUUGAUUUUUCAAUGGUCAGAUAAAAGUUACCUGGGGAAUAAUUAUGAUGCUGUCGCGUCACAAUGUUUGUAUAAGACAGUGAC
Molecule: messenger RNA, 1182 nt
Organism: Spodoptera exigua (beet armyworm)
Lineage: Eukaryota; Metazoa; Arthropoda; Insecta; Lepidoptera; Noctuidae
Source: the annotation of a GenBank genome assembly